Molecule: messenger RNA, 3638 nt
Organism: Electrophorus electricus (electric eel)
Lineage: Eukaryota; Metazoa; Chordata; Actinopteri; Gymnotiformes; Gymnotidae
Gene: atf7a
Product: activating transcription factor 7a
Biological process (GO): regulation of DNA-templated transcription
Molecular function (GO): DNA-binding transcription factor activity
Source: RefSeq, a predicted model, not a curated record
GUGUGCUGCCUCACUCGGAGUGCCUGGAAACGUGUUUGGUCUGAGUGGAAAGUGUGGUUGUGUGGCUCAUGUUGCUUGCUCGGAGGGGGUUUGGGGAACGGGCAGUGAGUGCACAUGCAAGUCAUUCUCCGGGAUCAGACCGGUUCAUUUCAGAAAUCUCUCUCCAAGAUUAGAAUUACUCUGCUGCCCAGCUUGCAUUGUGUCACUUACUCUCAUUACAUCGCACUCGUUGCCUGUCAAGUUCACUUAUCAUUGAUGCGCUGGCUGGUUUGUUCUGUCUUAUUUGGCCCUGAUUUUGGUUUCUCCAUCUACCAAAACCAUAACGCUGCCUCCUCUGAUCACGGAUGUGGCUCAAGUUCUUGACCAUGCCAGUCCCAUCUGAGAGAUGGGAGUGUUUAUAUGUGAGAUGUUGAAUAAGAUUAAGGAGUUCAGGGAGAGACUAUGAGCUGGAGAGACCCAUGGAGAUGUGGAUAAGGAGGACGAUGUCCUUCUAUACCCCAGACUAGCGAAAUAAAAAGGUAUCUUUUUCAGAUAUUCAGGAACAGAAACAGCAAGGGAUGAAUGAUUUCACGUACAACCUUGAAGUUAGAUGCUGUUUGUUCCAAUUCGUUUGCCAGCUUGUGUGUGCGCGCGUGCGGCCUGACAGAUAGGGGAUGGGCUCCAGGUCUAAUGUUUCUCUUCUGGGUGGUAAACUGCAUCUUCUUUGAGCAACAUGAUUUCUGUAGAAUACCUCAGAUUUACAUGGUGCUCAUGUAUGUUUAGUUAAACACAGGAUUCGUAGAGGGAGACUGGGACACAAUGAGAAACAGAGAGGUGGGGCCAAAUCUGUAGAGGUGGAGACACAGACAGACAGACACAUACAGACAGAGACAGAGGGAUGGCUUGCUUUGUGCAAAUCCUGGCUACCAUCUCGUCUGUAAACUGUUCCUCAUUGGCCAGUCAGAUGCCCCCAGUGUGAAGGAAGUAUCACUAGGGAAACUUCUGCUUGCUGCGUGCACAUGUGUGUGCGUGUCUGUGUGCGUGUGUUGUCUUCUCUGCUUGUGAUAUUUUUAAACACCCUUCCUGGACUGGCUAAGGCUACAACCAGAGAACUAUACAUGCUUUACUGGAAAGGACUGGAGUGCUAGCUGAGGCUUUCUGAGGCUCUGUGAGACAACUGCAACAUCCUCAACAAUGUCCUCCUCUUCUCCUCUUCCACAGUUUCAUUGCAAGCUGUUUGCAAAAAUGGGGGACGACAAACCUUUUGUUUGCAAUGCUGCUGGCUGUGGGCAGAAGUUUACCAAUGAGGACCACCUUGCUGUCCACAAGCAUAAGCACGAAAUGACGCUGAAGUUCGGCCCUGCCCGGACCGACUCGGUCAUCAUUGCAGACCAGACACCGACUCCCACUCGGUUCCUGAAGAACUGUGAGGAGGUGGGCCUGUUCAACGAGCUGGCCAUGCCCUUCGAGCAGGACUUCCGCAAGGCCCAGGAAGAUGACGACCGGAGAGCCAAGAACCCACUGCCAGCCCCUUGCUCUUCAGCCCUGGACAUGAGUCUGCAGAUGCCCUCAGAUGUGGUCCGAGUGAAGGAGGAGGAGCCUGUGGAUGUGGACUCCUCCCCUCCUGCUAGUCCAGACUCCAUUUCCAGUAAAUCGGACAGCAACAAGGAACCAGCGCAGACAAAGGAUUCGCCCGCAAAGCCACCGGUGAGUUCUGCUCCCAUCCCCACCAUCGUACGGCCAGGAUCCCUGCCCCUGCACCUGGGCUACGACCCGCUGCAGCCCACCAUGCCUUCUCCCACCUCGGUCAUCACACAAGCCCCACCCUCCAACCGCACACUCGGGUCUCCCACGGGCCCCUACCCUAUGAUGAUGUUUCCCAGUGGCCAGACCGUCCCUGUGCUCCCAGGUCCUGUGCAAAUGCCCUCCGUGAUCUCGCUGGCCAGGCCCAUGUGUAUGGUGCCCAACAUUCCGGGAAUCCCAGGCCCUCCAUUAGGGGGCAGCAGCAGCGGCUCCUCCUCUCCAUCCGGUUACAACCCCCACUCUGAAGCCAAGAUGCGGCUGAAGGCAGCGCUAUCUCAGCAGAGUACGGCAACUCAGGGCUGUGUCGCCAUGGCGAUGGGCUCCAGUGCCAUGGUGCCACAGAGAAUGGAGCAGAGCCAACUGCUGGUGCAGCAGCCUGAUGCCCCAUCCCCUGCACAGCCACAGGUGUCCCCGGCUCAGCCCACGGGCGGCCGACGGCGGCGCACGGCCGACGAUGACCCGGACGAGAGGAGACAGCGCUUCCUGGAGCGCAAUCGGGCGGCGGCCUCCCGUUGCAGGCAGAAGAGGAAGCUGUGGGUCAGUUCCCUGGAGAAGAAGGCCGAGGAGCUGACCUCCAUGAACGUCUCGCUGACGAAUGAGGUGUCUCUCUUACGAAAUGAGGUUGCUCAUCUGAAACAGCUGCUGCUGGCCCAUAAGGACUGCCCUGUCACCACCUUACAGAAGAAGGCUGCCUAUUUGGGAGGAGAUGCCAUGAAGGAGGUGUCAGAGCCCACUGGCUCUCCUGCUCCGGUGAUCCAGCACAGCUCGCUGGCCCCAAGUCCAGCCGCCAUGGCACCUGGGCCCAACGGCCUGAGCUCGCGGGCAGCUGCUGAGGCUGUGGCCAUGUCGGUGCUGGCAGGAAUGGGCAGUCAGCAGGCCCAGGGCGGGCCCUCCCACAUCACCAUGCCAACACAGCCCCAGCCUUCGGCUAGAUGACAAGCCCAGCAAAUCACCCGGGACGCGCCCGGCACCGGGUGAGGAGCAGUGGAGCGUGAGGAGUGAGGGAUGAGUCCACUCUCUCGUCCGCUCUCUGGCCCUCUUGUGUGCCGUCGCUCUUCGGUCUGGAGCUUCCUUGAAUUCUGGGAAAGAACUGGGACUUCUGGGAGAAAGCACGAGCUUGCUGUUCACUAUGCCAUAGACUACAGGGGCUGGACUCCAAUCCUCAUCAUCCUCACUCACCAGGUUUACUUCUCCACCUGCAUCCUCCCUGUCUGCAUCCUCGUCUUCUAACCCCACCUCCCUUGACCUCCACUGAACUGUAGGACUGUAAAGCGCUUCCAGAAGGGUUGGCGUUGUGCCAGUCCCACUUGGACAUAACUUGAUGCAAACCUCUGCAUAGAUGUAUGCACGCAUGUACCACGUCCACAUUCACCCAGCCGCGUACAGGAGUCAUUUGUGGCAGUUGUGCACCUGGUGGUGUGCUUACUCACACAUAGGAGGCUACGUCUAGUGUUUUGGCACCACAUUCUUGCAAUACUUUUUAUAUCUUUUUUUACUAGAGGAAAGAAAAUAAAUUGUAUGUAUGUGGGAUUUGAUCUAAAUUUGGUCCCUAUCAUUUUUAGAACAGUUUUAAUUUCAGAGAGACCAAGAGAAGAAUGCUUCACCGAGAUCGGACCUCAUUUCUGCCCCUCUCCAUGUAGUAUGUUUUCUAUACUGAAUGUUUGUAUGUGAGUAUACAGGAAUGUACAUCACAAUAUUGCAGUUUAAUUUUAAGGAGUGAUACACUAAUGUUGGCAUGCAUCUAUUUUCUCUAUAGUUGAUAUUUUAUGUGGUGUUUGCUAUGUCUUGGCUAUGUUUGGCACAUGCUACGGUGUGAGCUGUAGUGUAUGUGUGUGUGUGUGUGUAUAUGUAUGUGU